This is a messenger RNA of Malassezia japonica, 2658 nucleotides long. It is a transcript of the gene PMT1, whose product is annotated as dolichyl-phosphate-mannose--protein mannosyltransferase. NCBI's taxonomy places the organism in Eukaryota, Fungi, Basidiomycota, Malasseziomycetes, Malasseziales, Malasseziaceae. Gene Ontology annotation, molecular function: dolichyl-phosphate-mannose-protein mannosyltransferase activity. Gene Ontology annotation, biological process: protein O-linked glycosylation via mannose. The record is from RefSeq and is a predicted model, not a curated record. The transcript has a single exon. Gene Ontology annotation, cellular component: endoplasmic reticulum; membrane. Bases 1 to 2658 code for a protein of 885 amino acids.
AUGGACGCCGGACGGAGUGCGCACGGGAUGCGCGUACGGCAGACGCAGACGCCCGAUAUUGAGGCGCGAGUGGCGCACGAUGUGCCCAGCGCCGAGAAGGAGAAGCUCCUGGCCCAAGGCACGCCCGAGCCCGCGCCGCUGCGGCCGGCCCAGGGCAUCGCCCGCGGCGAGUACCUCGCGCUGGGCCUCGUGUUGAUAAUUGCGCUCUUUGUGCGUUUCUGGCGCCUGGACCGCCCGAGCAGUGUGGUGUUUGAUGAGGUGCACUUUGGCGGCUUUGCGGCCAAGUACAUCAAGCGCACGUUCUUUAUGGACGUGCACCCCCCCCUCGCGAAGCUGCUCAUCACGCUCGCGGCGUGGCUCAACGGCUUCAAAGGCAACUUUGACUUUAGCGAGAUCGGCAGGGAGUACCUUGUGACAUCUGACGCGGAAGAGGUGCCGUACGUCGCGAUGCGCAUGGUCGGUGCGCUGUUUGGCUUUGCUACGAUCCCGCUCGCGUACUUUACGUUGCGCGGCCUGCAGCUGCGCCCGGCCUCGGCGCUGCUCGGGGCGCUGCUCGUGACCUUUGAGAAUGCGCUCACGACGCAGUCGCGCCUCAUUCUCCUCGACGCGCCGCUCGUCUUUUUCGUCGCGGCCGCGCUCUGUGCGUGGGUCAACUUUAGCCAGGUCGACCAGCGCGCCCCGUUCUCCACGCGGUGGUGGGUGCUCCUGGCGCUCACCGGGCUGUCGCUCGGCGCGGUGGUCUCGUGCAAGUGGGUCGGCCUCUUUACGAUCGCGGCCGUGGGCGCUGCGGUCGUCGUCCAGCUCUGGUACCACCUCGGCAACCUGCGCGUGCCGGUGCAGCGCGUCGCGAUGCACUUUGCGGCGCGGGCCGUGUGCCUGAUUGCGCUCCCGGCGGUGGUGUACGUGCUGACCUUUGCGGUGCACUUUGCGGUGCUGUCGAAAGAGGGCGGCGGCGACACGUUCAUGUCCUGGCCCUUUCGGCACACGCUCGAGGGGCACCAGACGCCGGACACGUUUGCGGACGUCGCGCUCGGUUCCAAGGUGCGCAUCCAGCACCUCAACACGCUCGGCGGCUACCUGCACUCGCAUCCCCACCAGAUGCAGACGGGCAGCAAGCAGCAGCAGAUCACCCUCUAUCCGUUUGUCGACAACAACAACGAGUGGAUUGUCCUCCUGGCCCCCGGUGAGAACGAGCUGCAAAAGGACGAGAACGGGCACGCAAUCACGCCGGACGACGAGGUGACGCGCUACCUACACAAUGUCACGCACCUCGAGGACGGCAUGCGGAUCCGCUUGCUGCACGACCAGACCAAGGUCCGCCUGCACUCGCACUCGAACCACCGGCCGCCGGUGAGCGAGUCGGACUACCAGAACGAGGUCAGCGGCUACGGCUUCCCCGACCAAAAGUUUGGCGGCGACGUGAACGACGACUGGAUUGUCGAGAUCGAGGAGCAGCGGCACACGAUCCCGCGUGGCGCGGGCAAGCGCGUGGUCGCUUUGCGCACCGUCUUCCGCCUGCGCCACGCCAACCUGGGCUGCUACCUCUAUUCGCACACCGUCUCGCUCCCGGACUGGGGCUUUGGCCAGCAGGAAGUGACGUGCAACGGCUCGCCGACGAUCCCCAACUCGCUCUGGUACGUUGAGACGAACGAGCACCCGAUGCUCGAGUCAGACGCCAACGCCGCCAAGGUGAACUAUGUCCUCCCGGGCUUUUUCGCCAAGUUUUUCGAGCUGCAGCAGACCAUGUGGGCGGUGAACCAGCGGUUGACGGAGCACCACGUAUACGAGUCGCGCCCGAUCCAGUGGCCCUUUUUGCGCCGCGGCAUCAACUUUUGGACGAAGCACCACCGCCAGGUGUACCUCUUUGGCAACCCGCUCGUGUGGGCCGCCGGCACGCUCUCGGUGCUUGCGUACAUUGUCGCGCGUGUGCUGCUGGUGCUGCGUGCGCAGCGCGGCUGCAACGACUUUGCGCGCAGCUCCAUUGUAUUCUACGACCGCGUCUGUGGCUUCCUCGCGGUGGCGUGGGCGCUGCACUACCUGCCGUUCUGGCUGAUGAAGCGCCAGCUCUUUAUCCACCACUACCUGCCUGCACUCUACAUCUCGAUCCUGCUCAGUGCCGCACUCUUUGACAUGGUCACCGGGCGCCUGCGGCCGCGCGUGCGCAUCCAAGCGGCGCUGGCCGUUGCCGCGAUCUCUGCGCUGGUCUUUUGGCGCUAUGCGCCGCUGGCGUACGCCUCGCGCUGGACGGGAGAUGGGUGCCAGAGCUCGAUCAUGCUCAAGUCGUGGGACUUUAACUGCGUCGACUUCCCCGAGGACGUGAGCGUGUACGACACGUACGACUCGGUGGUCAACGCUCCGGAAGGCCACCACGCCUCGCACCCGUGGCUCCAAAAGGUGCCUGACAUGCUCCACAAGAUCGCGUUCCCCGCGCCGAACGCGGCGCAGUCGUCGGCGGCCGUCGCGAGCGGCCACCGGGCGUUUGAGGCGGGCCUUGGCGAGAACGCGUCGAGCGCGGCGAGCUCUUCCGCCCACGUCCCGCACCUCAAGGGCCUCGACCAGGCACAGCGGCAACAGGCGAUGCUGCAGGGCACGCAGUCCAUCGGCAGCAACCGCAAGGACGAGCCGGAAAGUAGUCGCAAGCCCGGCGCGGCACAGUAG